Capronia coronata CBS 617.96 is the source of this 1509-nucleotide messenger RNA. RefSeq lists its product as uncharacterized. The coding region runs from base 1 to 1509 and encodes 502 amino acids. Lineage: Eukaryota; Fungi; Ascomycota; Eurotiomycetes; Chaetothyriales; Herpotrichiellaceae. The record is from RefSeq and is a predicted model, not a curated record. The transcript is spliced from 2 exons.
AUGGCUACGAAGAAGACGGCACCCACAGAUGACGAGUUACUGGCCCAGCUCGACAAUCUAAGCACCCAGGCCACGGCGCGACCACCCAAACCCACGACGCGAACAGCGAGACAAGGGCAACCCGCACAAUCGUCACAAUCCGAACAAGACCUGCUUGCCGAGCUGGGCAAUCUGGCUCAACGACCCGCCAGCAGACCUGCGACGCCUUCUUUACGACCGAACACAGCCACCGCCGGCGGAACUCGAUCACCCAAACCGCCAUCCGCAGCCACACCUCCCCCGGGACGGACCAGUGAAGAGAAGUCGAGCAAUGGCCAGAGGAAGUCCGGUGACAGCACGCACUCGUUCCGUCAGAGCUUCACACCCGCGACCACGACCACGGAGGAGUCAGCAGAGCCCGAGCCGCAACCCGAGCGAACUCCUGCCAAAAGCGGUGGAUGGUGGGGAGGGAUACUAUCGACAGCGUCCACGGCCCUGACCCAAGCACAAGCAGCCGUGAAAGAGAUUCAGAAGAACGAGGAAGCACAGAAAUGGGCGGAACAGGUUCGAGGCAACGUGGGGUUGCUCAAGGGCUUUGGUGGUGAACUCAGAUCUAUUGCCAUGCCGACGUUCCAGAACAUUUUGCAGACCAUCGCGCCUCCUAUUUCCUCCCACGAACGUCUACAGAUCCAUAUCACUCACGACCUAUCUAACUAUCCUACCCUGGACCCGAUCAUCUACCAGGUCUUCAGUCGUGUCAUGGCACAGGUGGAGGGCGGAGAUCUCAUGGUCAUCCAGCGUGGUCACGAAGCUGGGCCGAAGCGCGACUCCAAGGACAUGUCCCGCCCCUUGGGAUCCUGGCACGAUGGGCCGUGGUGGAGGAGCGGCGAGAGACGCAGCAUCAACGCAGUCAAAGGCCUCGUCGAGGGAAGCAAAUUGGCAAGAGCAUCAGCGGAAGGCUAUGCCGAUGAGUACUUCUCCAGCAGAGGAGGGGUAGAGGAGGCCGCGAAACGUGCAACAGAGACGCUCUCUGACUCGAACCCCACCCGAGACAGCGAAAUCUUUCUCGCCAUCCAGGCAGUCUCGCAAGCCGUGUCAAAAGAGAUGUUUGCCGCCCCGUCCAGCUCUGAGAAAGAAGGGCAAGUCAAGGAAGUAGAGGACGACGACAACGAAGAGAUUGUAUUCGCGAUCUAUCUGCACGACCCGAUCCAUGGCAUCGCCUUCCAGGCAAUCUCCCAGGCUCUUCCCGGACAGUGGAUUGACUGGCUUGACGCUCCCAGCGGCGGUGAAGGCACCUUGCCAGAAAGCAUUGAGGAGAUCAUCGCAAGUGGAGGCAUCGAUCCCAGAGAAUGGGUCAGUGAAUGGGUUGAGGAGAGUUUGACUCUGGCGGUCGGCGUGGUGGCCCAAAGAUAUGUUGCCAAGAGAAUGGGUGUCGGAGAAGGUGGUGCAAAGAAGGGCAAGCUAAAGGCUGACUUGAACCAAGAGGCCAUGAUGGAAAGCGGUGGCGGUGAGGCCGCUAGGGCGAUAUGA